UAAUAAGCGAAUAUAGAAGGCGUUCUUGGUCCGAGUGGCUGUAACCUAGGUUCCUUGCUACCAGUGCGAAAAAGCAACAGAGAGAUAUAAAAUAUCUUCUUCUCAUCACAAAUGGUAGAUAUGGAAACGCCACCUUCAAUUGCAAACGACGCUGCUGAUAACACCAUCUCCCCUCGCAAUCUCGAUGAAAAUCCGGAGGAUGCGUCCUCCAUAAAUCCUGGAGAAAAAGAAUCCAAGCCUGAGAUUGCUGGAGAAGAAGACGAAGAAGAAGUGAGAGGCAUUCUACAAGUUAUUGCAUCUACUGGCAAAUUUUGGCAUGAUUGGGGAAAAUUGAAGAGUGUGCUAUCCUUUCAGCUGAAGCAGGUUCUGUCAGAAUAUCCCGAGGCAAAAAUGACAACCAAGGAACAGGAGGAAACUUAUCAAGAGCUGGUGAAAAAGUUGGAUGAAGCUCUCCACAACUUCGAAGAAGGUCCUCCUUUUACCCUACAGAGGCUUUGCGAGAUUUUGUUGGCAGCAAGACACCUCUAUCCAAAUCUCUCAAAGCUUGCCCUAGCCCUAGAAAAGAAUUUAUUGGUUACAUCCACAUUGGCUGUCUGUACUGAUCCGUAUCCACAAGCAUUAGAAAAGCCGGGUGAAUCUGAUAAACCAAAUGAAGAACUGCAGGUGCAAUCCAGCGCGGUACAGAAUGGUGUUGAACCUGUGGUAGGAGAUGGUGAUGAAAUAAUGACUGAGGUAGAGGAGGCUGACAUUGAUGAUGAUAUGACCAUUGACAUGGAAGCCUUGGAAGAAAUAGUUGCAUCAUCAGAAACAAAUUCUACAUCAACUGGAAAUUCUUGAGUUUUUUUGUCUUUAUCAGCCAGUACAAGUCAGUCCACUAAGCUCACAUUGAUAUAUUUCUCUUUAGAGAGGGAACUUAAAGACAAGAUUCACAUAUGUUGUGGACAAUGAGGUGGGCCAUGGUUUUCUGCUCUUGAGUCUCAAGUCUGUCCAUGUUAGCGGCUGUGAGGGAAAGCAUAGACCUGCCAUUUGAAUUUAAUACAAUGUUCGAGUCUGUAUCUCUUGCUCGAGUGCUCUAUUUAUACUCAAUGUUGUAAACACCACAUAGGUCGGCAUAUCUGAAAACUUGUUUGAACUGUCUUGAGAAAUUCUGAUUGGUGUUAUUUGGUGGAACUACUAUAUAGCUGCGCCCAAGCACAUUUUUAUGCA
Populus nigra (black poplar) is the source of this 1206-nucleotide messenger RNA. RefSeq lists its product as uncharacterized. Gene Ontology annotation, cellular component: cytoplasm; protein phosphatase 4 complex; nucleus. Gene Ontology annotation, biological process: protein dephosphorylation. The transcript has 7 exons. The record is from RefSeq and is a predicted model, not a curated record. NCBI's taxonomy places the organism in Eukaryota, Viridiplantae, Streptophyta, Magnoliopsida, Malpighiales, Salicaceae. Gene Ontology annotation, molecular function: protein phosphatase regulator activity. The coding region runs from base 112 to 837 and encodes 241 amino acids.